UAACAAACAAAGCGCUAGUUUAUUGCGAAAUCAGUAAGCCAGUCGAUAUUUCGACGUAAAUCCUAAGGUAACGUAUUUUUAGAUAGAUAUUUCGAAAAAGAAUCUUAACUUACUGAUCAGUAGGGUUAAAAUAUAAUGGAUAACAAACUGCGUUUUGCUUAAGCAUAACAAAAAGCAUUUUCGAUUCAAAUAUUGCUCGAAUGCAUAGCUUUGAACCCAGUCGAUAAUGUGUCGGAAUAAGUCGCACGCCGUUCGGCUCUGAUUCGCAUCUACGGUGAACGUGGCAAGAUGGCGUUUGUUGGGGACUUCGCAAUAAUGUUUUUUUCCCAGCUCUUAUUUUUUGGAAUUGGUUGGAUUUUCUUUAUGAGAAGACUGUUUAGAAACUACGAAGUUCAUCACUCGGUCGUACAGCUUGUAUUCUCUAUAACUUUUGCUCUCUCGUGCACUAUGUUCGAGCUUAUAAUUUUUGAGAUUCUCGGAUUCAUGGACAAAAACUCUCGAUACUUCCACUGGAAAGUUGGUAUUUAUUCCAUGCUAUUUACGCUGAUAUUCCUAUUGCCCUUCUAUAUUUGCUACUUCUUGGUAAAGACUCUACGUUUUAUUAACAAUCGCUGCACAGUUGUUCUUCUGGCUUCCGGGUUUUGGAUUGCAUUCUUGUACUUGUUUUGGAAGAUUGGAAACCCUUUCCCUAUUCUCAGUCCAAAACACGGCAUUCUCUCGAUCGAACAAGGAAUCAGUCGCGUUGGAGUUAUUGGUGUGACGCUGAUGGCCAUUUUGUCCGGAUUCGGUGCAGUGAACUGCCCAUAUACUUACAUGACAUUUUUCAUGAGACAUGUCAAUGAUUCAGACAUUUUAUCACUUGAAAGGAGACUGUCCCAAACAAUGGACAUGAUAAUUAGCAAAAAGAAAAGAAUAGCGAUGGUGAAACGAGACAGUAGGCGGUUUGCAGCAACUUCUCAACAAAAAUCAGGUAUUUGGAAUAUGCUCAGUAGUGUAGCCAGCAUGACAGGAGGAGAAAAUACCAGUCACUUGCAGCAAGAAGUAGAUGCUAUGGAGGAACUAAGCCGACAGCUUUUCCUGGAAAUAGUCGACCUGCACAAUACCAAGGAACGAAUGGAGCUAUCAAAAACCCUCCAAGGGAAAUACUUUGAUUUCCUAGGCCAUAUUUUCUCUGGUUACUGCAUCUGGAAGAUCUUUAUUUCUACAGUGAACAUUGUUUUUGACAGAGUAGGGAAAACAGACCCAGUUACAAGGGGAAUUGAGAUUACUGUGAACUACCUUGGCAUGAAAUUUGAUGUGAUAUUCUGGUCCCAGCAUAUAUCAUUUCUCCUCAUUGGAAUCCUCAUUGUGACCUCUAUCCGUGGGCUGCUUAUCACACUCACCAAGUUUUUCAAUGCCAUGGCAAGCAGUAAAUCUUCAAACGUUAUUGUCCUUGUUCUUGCAGAAAUUAUGGGGAUGUACUUUGUAUCAUCAGUUCUGUUGAUGCGUAUGAACAUGCCUGUUGCAUAUAGAGAAAUUAUAACAGAGGUUCUUGGACUGCUGCAGUUUAACUUCUACCAUCGCUGGUUUGACGUAAUCUUUCUAGUUAGCGCAUUAACAAGUAUUGGUUUUUUGUACCUGGCACACAAACAGGCACCUGAAAAGUUUAUGGAUGAUAGAAAUUAUUGAGUAUAGAUACUAUAUAUAGCUUAAAGAAUAAUGCACAUUAAUAUACUGAUAUCAAAUAUAUGGCUUUUUUUUUUGUAUAUUCCAACAGUUAUCAUUCUGUUCAUUUAUGCUCUUAAACAAGGACCUGCAGUAUAAAAGGCAUGUGUCUGCAGUGUACUGUUUUUGAAUUUUAUUUUCCUCUUUAUUUACAUUGUUUCUGUAGAAAAAAAAAACAUGUUGAAGCUCACUGUUAUUGCCUUAUGUAUACAGAACAUUCUUUUCAACUUAAAAAUGGUUGAAGUUAAUGCGCUUCACAUGAAAACCAGGUCCUUGCCUUUUAUACUGUAUGUCUUUCUUUAGACUAGAAAGGAAUCCUGAUUACUAUCUUUGAUCGGGAAUUAAAAUUGGUCCAAGUAAGGGUAUAUGAUGAUGGUGGUGGUGAUGAUGAUAAUGAUUGUGAUUAAUGAUGUUGUUUAGAUGAUGAUGACAACAGCACUAAACAAAAGGAAUUGAAGAUUAUAAGUGUUAAAAAAUUCCUGUUAUAUUUCCCAAAUCUACAAAUGAAAGAAAUAACCCCUUUGUAAUAUUUGCCUGGUACAGUUAAGUCUAAGUAAACAUGAAAAUAACUUGUAUAGCCAAAA
Nematostella vectensis (starlet sea anemone) is the source of this 2288-nucleotide messenger RNA. Its product is annotated as Golgi pH regulator. The coding region runs from base 289 to 1668 and encodes 459 amino acids. The transcript has 2 exons. Gene Ontology annotation, cellular component: membrane. The record is from RefSeq and is a predicted model, not a curated record. NCBI's taxonomy places the organism in Eukaryota, Metazoa, Cnidaria, Anthozoa, Actiniaria, Edwardsiidae.